CCCGGCGGCGGGAGCCCGGUGCCGUUGGGGCGGCCGCGGCGCUGCGUGUCGCUGCCAUGGCGGCCGCCGGCCGGGCCCGCGCACCCGGGCGUUGGCGGCGGGGCCCGCGGUGACAGAUGUAUUUGAAGAGGCCGGCGGGCGGCCUCGCCUUCUGCCUUUUCUACCUGGCGUCCUGCUUCACCAACAAGUAUGUCCUGUCUGUCCUGAAAUUUACCUACCCUACCCUUUUUCAAGGGUGGCAGACAUUAGUGGGUGGACUUCUGCUUCAUGUCUCCUGGAAGCUGGGCUGGGUAGAGAUAAACUUGUGUUCAAGGUCUGAAAUCCUGUCAUGGCUUCCUGCUUCAGUGCUGUUUGUUGGCAUUAUUUAUGCUGGCUCUAGGGCACUGUCUAGAUUGGCAAUCCCGGUGUUCCUCACCAUGCACAAUGCAUCAGAAGUUAUAACCUGUGGGUUCCAGAAGUUUGUGCAGAAAGAGCAGACCUCUCAUCUGAAAGUCUGUAGUGUGCUGUUCCUCCUGGUAGCAGCAGUGUGCCUUCCCUUAUGUGACAUACAGUUUGAUCCAAACGGUUAUUUAUGGGCUCUAAUUCAUUUGAUCUGUGUUGGGGCUUACAAAGUAUUUCACAAGUUAUGGAAACCUAGCUCUUUAAGUGAUCUGGACCAACAGUACAUCAACUAUGUAUUCAGUGUGGUGCUGUUGGCCUCUGCAUCCCAUCCAGCAGGUGAUCUCUUCAGUGCCUUGGACUUUCCAUUCCUGUACUUCUACAGGUUUCACAGCAGCUGCUGUGCCAGUGGACUGUUGGGAUUCUUUCUGAUGUUGCACACAGUGAAGCUAAAAAGCAGCACAACCUCAGGGCAAUAUGCAGCAUGGAGUUUCCUUGCAAAGGUUAUCACUGCUAGCUUAUCACCGUUCUUCUUUGUCACGACUGCCAAUGUACUAACAAUUUCCUGGUCUAUCAUGUGCGUGCUAGAGCCUUGUGAUCAGCGGAGUUGGAGAAGCUUUGCUUGUUUACACAGAAAGGAUGGGCACAUAAAGAGGGACCAGAUCUCACCAGCUGGAAAAAAGCUGACUUGCAGCCUAGAGACCCUAUCAUGAAUAAAAUGCGGCAGCAGGAAUGAAGAAGUGCAACCAAACAUGAGGAAAGAGACCUAUUGUUUUUUUUUAUUAAGAAAGAAAAAUUACUCUAUUAAUAGUGCUGGUAAGUGAGCAGUGCAUAGUUGGCAGGAUGGUUAGGAGCCUUUGCCUCAAAGCACAAGACAAACUAUUUCUGAUUGAUGUGGUAAAGGAAAAACUGCACUGUCUCAUGCUGAUGGCUCUGUGUGAGAACCUCGCAGUAGCAGCUUCUUGCACAGGGAGCUGAACUCAGGAAAAGCAGCAUUCCCCACAGGAUGCCCCCAGUUUUUUUGUUGGAAGCUGACAGCAGGUUGUACCAAACAAUGUCAGUGCUGAAAUCCUGCCAUGAAUUCAGGAUCAGGAAGGAUGGAUUUUGUCUCCAACUGUUCCGUAAGCAGCAAGCUGCUGCACACAGGUCUCUAGUCACGUCAUCUGAACUGGCACAGUGACUGAGGCCGUGGGGCUUCUGGAGAUAAUCCCCUUCUGGAACUGCGGCGAUUUGACAGCUUUGCAGAAUGAGAAAAUCAGCAAUAAAUCUCAGUAUCUGUA
This is a messenger RNA of Tyto alba (common barn owl), 1658 nucleotides long. It is a transcript of the gene SLC35D4, whose product is annotated as transmembrane protein 241. Gene Ontology annotation, molecular function: antiporter activity. Lineage: Eukaryota; Metazoa; Chordata; Aves; Strigiformes; Tytonidae. Gene Ontology annotation, cellular component: Golgi apparatus. The coding region runs from base 117 to 1091 and encodes 324 amino acids. The transcript has 16 exons. The record is from RefSeq and is a predicted model, not a curated record.